ACAUCUUGCUCGCUUAUCUUUCUCUCAGCGCUGCACUCAUACUUUCCGACAUGGAUGAACUAUCAUUGACAACUAUCCAAGAAACUGCGCUAGGAACUUCGCCUCAAAAAAAGGCUCUAAUUGUCGCCAUUGGGAAGACGUCCAGCCCAGGAUUGGCAGAAUUACGGUGUCCACAUCGCGACGCGAUAAAUAUUAGCCAGCUACUAAUCGACGUCUAUGGCUACAAGGCCGAGAACGUAGUCACGCUUUUGGACUCGAGCGACGGCGAUUCGCGUCGCAAAUUCAAACAGCCGACUCGGAAAAACCUGAUAUCACAUAUGAAAGUCUUGACACAUGAUGCCCAACCAGGAGAUCGAUUCUUCUUCUACUUUUCGGGGCAUAGUACGCAACAGAAUAAUGAGUCUGGUACCGAAGAAGAUGGACAGGAUGAAUAUUUGGUAACCAAGAGUGGAUCCUGUAUCCGAGAUAACGAUCUUCGAAAAUACCUUGUAGAACCCCUCCCUGCCGGUUGCCAACUCACGGCUGUUCUGGAUACAUGUCAUUCUGGAUCCUUAUUAGACUUACCACACUACCGUUGUAAUCGCGUUUUUGGCCGACGCAGAUCCGAAUCGUGGUGGAAAGUUCUCACAAACGAAUCAGAUGGGCCUAGUGAACCGGAAGAUGAUAUAUCUAAUUCUCAACGUGAAAUUGAACUCCAAGCCUUGAUCGACAAAAUCGACGCUAACGAGGAGGAAUCUGAUACUGACACCGAUUCUGACGAAUACAUAUUCAAUGUCAGGGGCAAGAUGUGCCUCUCUCCGGAUACGGACAGAUUCUGUUCUGGAUUUUGUAAAGCCUCUUGUGAGUCUCCAAAAGGAGCGAACGUGGUGUGCCUUUCUUCAUGCAAGGAUAGUCAGUCCACUUUGGAAAUCAAAGGCAAAGGAUAUUCGAUGACCAAUGUCUUGAUCGAAUAUUGUAGACGCCAACCUCAUCCUACGUUAAAGGAGCUCAUGCUGCACGUCAUACAAGAAACUCGGAAGAUGACAACCGGCCAACGGCAGACUUACGCAAAAGAGGUGAAGGCGUGGUGUCAAAAGCACGGACCCAUCCCGCCGUCGCAUUCACCGGCAAUCAAGGAGUAUUUGGAUAAGAACAUGAAGCAGGAUCCACAGCUCUUCAGUGAUCCUAAUCCAGUAGACAUGGAAAAAGUCUGUUGGGCUCCUUGAAAAAUUUCAAGUGUCUCGUUUUGAUGGCAUGAGCAUCAUAUUACUGAAAGAUCCUUAGUGUAAAUGCACUCGCGCUUUUAUAUGUGCGGUUAAUGUCGAUCUAUAAUGAUUAAUAAAAUAUAUAGACACUUUGCUGUGACGGGGAAAGGCGCGGAACAGGUCUAGACCAUUUUAUGAUGAUGGUGAUGAUAAUGGCUACUAAAUAAUCGGUGACAGCAGUUCAACAGCAGUUAAUUGGUGUCAAUUAGUGGCAGUACGCAAUGUAGAGUUAGAAUCGCAGGGCUGUUCUCAAACGAAGUGAAUGGCAAGAAUGGGUUACAUCUGUGGCAAACGCGACAUGGGGACUAACUACGAAAUAUACAGCUA
This is a messenger RNA of Desarmillaria tabescens, 1571 nucleotides long. Its product is annotated as peptidase C14, caspase domain-containing protein. The transcript has 17 exons. The record is from RefSeq and is a predicted model, not a curated record. Bases 51 to 1205 code for a protein of 384 amino acids. Gene Ontology annotation, biological process: proteolysis. Gene Ontology annotation, molecular function: cysteine-type endopeptidase activity. NCBI's taxonomy places the organism in Eukaryota, Fungi, Basidiomycota, Agaricomycetes, Agaricales, Physalacriaceae.